Messenger RNA from Drosophila albomicans, 2658 nucleotides. RefSeq lists its product as uncharacterized. The transcript has 6 exons. The record is from RefSeq and is a predicted model, not a curated record. The coding region runs from base 419 to 2170 and encodes 583 amino acids. NCBI's taxonomy places the organism in Eukaryota, Metazoa, Arthropoda, Insecta, Diptera, Drosophilidae.
GGUUGUUCACUCGGCCAGUGCAUUUCACCAAAGCAACCAAAAAUACGAAAAACGAAAAAGAAAUAAAAAAAAUCGAAUUGCAAUUUCAAUUUCCAAACAAGAAACACAGCGUCGAAUAAAUAAAACGAAAGUUGUCGAUACACUACGCAAAUCGGUGAAUUGAUAAAAAUUCUUUUCAUCAAACGGAAUUCCGCAAAAAGUUCACGCAAUAAAAUGUUCACCAAAAUUCAAUUUUCGAAGAGUUGCAGUACGCUCAACUGAUUGCCAUUAUAUAACAGUGACGAGCAGAACGUGCAGCAUUGUAGCAAACGAAACCAGUGAAAUUGUGGCAUGCAAUUGCAGCAGCGACGCGCUAAAGAAAAACAAAAGCAGCAACAAUAGCAAGACCAAGACACACAACAACAUCACAAAAAAGUUAAUGAAAAUGUUAAGUAAAGCAAACAAACGCGAAGGCGAUGGGAAUGGCAGGCGUCAGCCCAAAUUAAAAACAAACACGCACAGAAAACGAAGAUGCAGUCCGUUGUUAUGCAGUCUAUUGCUGUUACUUUGCCAGAUGGGGCAUGCAACGACGACAACGGCAGCAACAAACUCAACAAGGAUUAUGGCAACUAGCGACACAUCCUUCAGCCAACCACUGACAACGAUGACAGGCCAAGCGCGUAACGAUGACAACACAUUUCUGCCCAUUUUGCCCAUUGACAUCAGCCCAGAAUUCAUCUCUCGCAAUGUGUUCACCAAAUCCGGUCAAUACCGAGUCUUUCAGCCGGUCGAGAGUGAAAGCGAUUUGCGCCUGGCCGUUUCAAUGAAGCGCAAAGAUUACACGCAAAGGGCAGAACACAGCGAGGUGAGCAAAACCAGUACAAAGCCAACAAAAAGGGCAGCGGCAGCCACAAUAACAACAACCGUUGCAACAAGCACUGUGAAACCGGUUAAGAGAUCAGCCAAAAUACCUGUAGGCCAACAACAACAAGAGCAGAGCAAUAACGGCACAUCCAUUGGGCUGCGCAAUGAGCUGCAAGGCUUGGAGGACUUGCUUAUGGAGUAUGUGGAACAGUUUUUUACACAGGGUAAAUAUGAGCCAAUGCCUGGCUUGGUGCUGGCACUGCAAAAAAAUCAUACGAAAGCUGAAACUGAGAAGUUACAACGAGUAGAACGAAGUGUGCUGGACGAUGCCAACGUCGAGCUAAACAUACCUCGAGCAAUGCAAAGUGCGAGGCUUUUGUUUUUCUCUGGCCUAAAGAAGCUUAUGUGGCCUCUUUACAUGGGAUUGCAGGUGCUGAAGAGUCUGCUGUUUGCCUUGUUUUUGCCAACAAUCAUAGGGAGCGUGAGUAGACUGAUUGGCAAGGGCAUCACCUCGGGCUCGGCCAGUUCAAUUCCGCUUUUUGUUCGACCCAUGGAUCCGCCACAGGAAUUGGAUUUCAGGGACAACAGCGCCAACUUUGAUGAUGACAGCAAAUUCAGUUUAGCCGACGACAGCAAAACGAAUGCGGGCUACGAAUACAAUGCGGAGGCCUCCCAGCAGCAGCCACAAUUCACGCCCUUCAACACCAACUCGGUGAGCCAGCAAACACUGUCGCGAUACGGCGGACAACAGCAAAUGCAGGAUACCUAUGCCAGUGCAAUACAGAGUUUGGGUGCGGCCUCGUUUAAGAAUUCGCAAAGCUUGUCAGGCGGUUCUUCUAGCCUUGGCAACGCUGCACCUGGCAUGGCCAAGAAGCCACCUUCGCCGGCGAACAUGAACACAUUCCAGAGCUUCCAAAAGGUGCCGAAUUCAUCGCUGCUGCUGUCCAACUACGAUCCCUUCUACAGUCCGCUGUUGUCGCGACUGGAUUCGGUAUUUGCACAGCUCAAGCUCAACUCGGAGAGCGAAAGCUGUCGCGAGAAGCUCAUUUGCCUGAUGUAUGCGAAUCCCGCAAAGUAUGCACCGUACAGUAAUCUUGUCUCUGCGCAGCUAAGUCGAGAACUGAACGAGUUGCGUAAGCCGACCUCGGAUAAUCCGGAUAUCUUGCGCUUCUUCAAGUACAUGCGAGCUGCGAAGGAUGGCCAGGAUGGCGUCGACUGCGAGCAGUCGUUUGUGAAAUGCAAGGAAUUUAAAGAUUUCGAGAACCCAGCAAUGCUCUCCACCUACAACGACAUCAACAAAUUGGUUCAAGCUCGCAAAUUGGCGUAGGGCAAAGGCAAAGGCAAAGAAAAGUUCGCUAAAGUCACGUCAGCGCACAUCAGGUGUUAAUGCCUGGAGCUGUAAUUAUGCAAAUUUAACUUAAGAUAGUCUAGCCAUAUAUAAAUAGGUAUACACAUACAUAUACAUACAUGCUCGUAUAUGUUGUAUGUGUAUGUCUAUAAAUAUGUUCAUCAAGCGUUCCAGAGACAGCUGUCAGCGGUCGAUUGGAGGCGUUUCUUGUGUUGGGACUUUAAUUAGUGUGCUGUAAAUAGAAAAUUGUGUUAAAUAGUUUAAUUAACAGGCAUCAGCAUUAGCCUGUUAUGUUAGCCAUUUAGCUGAGUUACUUAAUAUACCUAAUUUAUUUAUUUAUUUGUUUUAUUAUUUACGUAUUUAUUUAUUUAUUUAUUAUUGUUAUCGCAUUAGUCAGCAGAAAUGCUUAAAGCUGCGUAAGAUCCUAAAUAACCAUUAAAGUUUAAUUAAAUUAUACAUCUAAGUCU